Molecule: messenger RNA, 2060 nt
Organism: Abrus precatorius (Indian licorice)
Lineage: Eukaryota; Viridiplantae; Streptophyta; Magnoliopsida; Fabales; Fabaceae
Product: serine/arginine-rich splicing factor RS41-like
Exons: 5
Coding region: 1132-1758 (208 amino acids)
Biological process (GO): mRNA splicing, via spliceosome
Cellular component (GO): nuclear speck
Molecular function (GO): RNA binding
Source: RefSeq, a predicted model, not a curated record
AUUGAUUUUUUGCCGUUAUUGCACUGUGAAUUGUGAUUUGCAAUGUUAAGUUUGGCAUAUAAAGUGGCCAAGCUGAAUUAUUGCUGUGAUAAUUGUGAGCUUGUUUUGUUAUGCUGAAUUUGCUACUUGGUAGUUGGAUAGAAUGUAUGGCAGGUUGAAUUUUAGAGAAAUGAGUUUAAUUGCGAGAAAGAAGGUUUUAACAGAUUGGUGACCCGCAUUACAUGGUGAAUGGCAGUGUUUGAGGAUUUGGAAGAAGUCGAGAUGAAAGUGUCCUCUUGGGUUGAGUCACAGUGGGGAUUUAAUACUGUUUGGAAAGGAAAAUGUUGUGUACAACCAUUGAAAGCAAUCAUCUUUCAAAGAACUCAUUGACCCUUUUUUAUUUCAAUUUGAACACGCACAAAAAAGAGACUGAAAGAAAGUCAAAAUCCUACUUGGUUAUGAAACUGUUGAACAUUUCAAGUUGUGAUAAUUUGCUUUGCACAUUUGGCAAAGGAGAGUGCAAAUAAUUUAAUCCUUUUAUUUCUCUGAGCCCAAAAUUUUAUGCUAAUGCACAGGAUGCAUUGUAUAAGGGCUGAUAUUUUAUUUUUGUCUUUAGUCUUUUAAAUAGAAAACUUUGUUUUCAUCUUUAAUGUGAAUUGGGGCAUGCGUAGCAACCUGGAAUUCAACAUUGAUUCUUCCAGAUUUCACCAUUCGAAAAAACUAUCAACUGUGACUUUUGUCUUCAAAUGAUUCUUAAAAGGGUCAAGAUGAUGUUCUUUGACUAGUUUCUUUUGAAUGGGUGUACAUUUUCUUUUCCUUUUAAGAAAGAAAACUGUCAUUAAGAUAUGAAACCCCCAUACUCAACAAUUUCUUUGUGGCAGGAUUACUUGGAAAGUUGGAAUGUCCAUGCUCUUCUUGGAUGGAUGUGCUUCUCUGCAUUUCUUUUCUAGAAUGUGCCCCAGCUUCUUCUUGUAUUUUUCCAGAAGAAAUAUUCUGAUCCGCCCUAGCCCUGCCAUUCUGCAUUCCCUCAGCAUUCAUUGCUUUUUCAUUCCUCAUGACUUUUGCUCAGUGUUCAAUUUCCGACAUGUUUCAACAUAGAAACCAUGAUGAUUUCGCAACUGUAGCAGGUGUUGUGGGUUUGCUUUUGUCUACAUGGAAGAUGAACGUGAUGCUGAGUAUGCUAUCAGAAGACUUGAUAGGACAGAAUUUGGCAGAAAGGGACGCCGGAUUCGUGUUGAGUGGACUAAGCAAGAACGUGACAGUAGAAGGUCAGGUGAUUCAAGAAAAUCAUCAACUAAUUCAAGACCAUCCAAGACAUUGUUUGUUAUAAAUUUUGAUCCAGUUCACACCAGGACAAGGGAUCUGGAGAGACAUUUUGAUCCCUUUGGGAAAAUAUUGAAUAUAAGGAUCAGGAGGAAUUUUGCUUUCAUUCAGUAUGAAUCCCAGGAGGAUGCUACUAGAGCUUUGGAUGCAACAAACCUGAGCAAGUUUAUGGAUCGUGUUAUCACAGUGGAGUAUGCUAUAAGAGAUGAUGACGACAGAAGGAAUGGAUACAGUCCUGAUAGAAGAGGUCAUGACUCCCCUGAUGGGAGGUAUGGUCGUGGAAGAUCCCCAAGUCCAUAUCGAAGAGGUAGGGGUAGCCCAGAUUAUGGUCGUGGAUCAAAUCCAUCUUCCAGACCAGAACCAAGAGGAAGCCCCAAGUAUGAACGAGCUGAAAGCCCAAUAAAUGGAAGAUAUGAUAGCCGGUCUCCUCCACCCCGAGACAGGUCGCGAUCCUGAGGAAUAGACCACCAGUCUGUGAAAUUGUUGUUAGACCAUUUUCAUUUCAUUCUAGUUUAUAGUCCAUAGCUCGGCAGCUAAAACUCGAACUUAUGUAUUGUAUUUACUGUUGUGUUUGGUUAGAACCUGAAUGUGCAAUGUUCAAAGAUAUUAUUAUGUUGCUCAUAAAGUUUUAUGGCUUUUCUGCUGUUCAAGUGAUUUAUCUGUUUAAUUAACCUUACGUUAAACUGACGUUAAGCCUGAUCCCUAUUGCUUGGGGUUCAUAUUUUGUGGAUAAAAGCCAAGUCUUGUUUAGUGACUUU